GAUGAGAUGGUGCGUAUGAUUCUAGAAGGCUGCCCCACUCUGCUCUACCUGAACCUGUCCUUCUCAUAUGUGACCAACGGGACUCUCAGAGAGCUCUCCAGGUAAACACCCAUAGACCACAGCUACUCCAGUGAUGGAAAAGGUUUCCCAUUUCAUUAGAACACAGUGUAUGCACAGUAAAGCAGUUAUUGUUUCAGGUCCAUGGGUUAAUGUCAGUUGACAUUGAGGACUGCUUUUACCACCUCUUGUCUGCAAAGCCUUUAUAAGGGCCUGUUAUUGUUCCCUCUGUGCUGAAGUACCCAUUGGCCCAAGCAGACAGAGCCUGCACACUCUUUCUCUCUCUCAUCUCCUAAUCUAGGAGAUGGGUCUCUCCUCUCUCUCUCUCUCUCUCUCUUCUGAAUGGAAAAUAGUCACUUAAAUCCCAGGCCAUCGCUAUUACUCAUGUCAUAAUCAGUUAGGAUUACCCAAUACUGUUAUCCCAGUGAUGUAGUGGGAUGAUGUGGCACGCCGAAACAGAAAUACUGAGAGGAACAGAGAGAAACAGAUUGAGAAAUAGAGAAGCCAAACGUUUGUGUGUGUGCGCACAUGCAGGACCUUGACCAUGUUUCUUUGUAUCCUUUGUAUCCAAAGAAUGUUACACCUGAAAGCAAUUCCAUAGGCUCCGUUUUUUUAAAAACCUUAUGAGCUUAUAGACUAGAAAUCAUUGGAACCUAGCAGUGUGAAAAUGCUUCACAGACCUGGCUGAGAAUUAACCUGGAGAAAUAGUCUUAUUUCAUUUAAACUCCAAAGACGUUCAACCCUCAGCUGCUGCUGUCAACACAUGCCUACACUCCGCUCUCUCUCUAUGGCAGUCCCUUCUCUCCUCCUCUCUGUCUCUCUGUCCAUCCUUCAUCUCUGCUGUUCUUGUGGGAUUUCUCUUGAUUAACAAUGUCUAAACUCAGGUUUAGAAGGAAAAGCUUCUCCCAAUCAGAUGCCACAGUCAAUUUACAACUCUGCCUACCUCACGUCUCACCAACCCGCUCAACCCCUUUCCUGCCAUCCUACCUUGGUCGUUCAACUGGUGCAUCCCAGCCAGAAGUCAAAUAAUCAUUAAUAUCCUCGCUACCCAACCCCCACACCUUCACAAACUGAAGAUUGUGAGAAGACUUGAACUAGUGAAAUCAGGCUGAUAACAGGCUGCGGGUGCACAUUGGCUUUAGAAAUACUCUGGAGUAUUACUUUUCCAAUACAAAUCAUAGAGCUUUAGAGGUGCCUUUAGCACAUCCAGUAUGGAUAUGAGGCUAAUACACAACCAUCUCUGUCUGUCCAGGAGCUGUCUGAACCUACAGUACCUGAGUCUAGCAUGCUGCCGUAAGUUCACUGAUAAAGGCUUACAGUACCUGGCCUCAGGGAAGGGCUGCCACAAGCUCAUCCACCUCGACCUCUCUGGCUGCACUCAGGUCAGUUCGAGAGAGAGAGAGAGAGAGAGAGAGAGAGAGAGAGAUAGAGAGAGAGAGAGAAGAGAGAGGAGAGAGCAGAGAGAGAGAGAGAGAGAGAGAGAGAGAGAGAGAGAGAUGAGAGAGAGAGAGAGAGAGAGAGAGAGAGAGAGAGAGAGAGAGAGAGAGAGAGAGAGAGAGAGGAGAGAGAGAGAGAGAGAGAGAGAGAGAGAGAGAGAGAGGAAUUCGUUUUAAAUUACAAAAUGUACACCCUCUCCGUCUCUCUCUCACCCCCCUACUCUCUAAUGUACUCUGUGUGUGGUGUUUUGUCCCUGCAGAUCUCAGUGGAUGGUUUCAGGUACAUAGCAGCGGGCUGCCCACUGCUCCAGCAGAUAGUCUUCAAUGACAUGCCUACUCUGUCAGACAGCUGUGUGCUGGUACGUAUGGAGCUACCAGACAACUCAUUUAGGGAGUAAGAUCAUAUUUUUUUUACCAUUGGCUACCUGUGUCUUUAAUGAAUGAAUGGACCUCUGCCUGUCACUCAGUCUGGUUUCGUCCAAUAGGAGCUGGCCUCUAAGUGUCAGUCUCUGUCUGCCAUCUCCCUAUGGGACACGCCCCAUCUCUCAGACUCCGCCUUCAAAGCCAUCGCUGAGGUGGCCAACCUCACCAAGUUCAGCGUUGAUGGUGAGUGUGUGUCAUGUCCCAUGUCUGUCUACUAGUGUUAUUUAGUUGUCUUGGCAACGAUCAUUGUGGUGAGUCUCGUUGCCAGGGUGAAGUCUACAGGGGCUCUGAUUGGUCUGUGACAUCAAACCAUGAUGCAGCAGCCAGCAGGUCAUGUUGUUGGUCAACCCUAAAACUUUUGCUAUCCUCUAACUCUUGGCCUUAUACAGUGCUGUAUCUGGCACAGGUCACUGUUAAGUGAUUAGCCAAUGAUUAUAGCUCUUCAGCCAAAGGAGAUGAUCAGUUUGUUUCUGAAGAUGUGAUUAGACAUGUAAGACAAAUGAUUAAUGUAAGACAAAUGUCAACACACGCACUUUGUUUGUUAUGGUGCGUGUUAUGACAGUAUUAUCUGUGUGUUUUUGUAGGUAAUAGUCGUAUGUCAGACAUCAGUUGGAGGGCUCUGUGUCGUAGCUCUCCAGGCCUUACUAGACUCCAUGCUGCUGACUGCCCUAGAAUGACUGACUCCAGCCUCAAGUCUAUGGGCGCCCUCAAAAACCUGGUCUACCUCAACAUCUCACACUGCAGCAGGUGUGUGUGCACGCGUGUGUUCUGUCUCUACGUUAGAUGAUAUCGGGCUGCGGUACCUGACUGCUUGUGUGUGUGUGCCCGUGUGUGUUCGUUUGUUGCAGGGUGAGUGACAUGGGGCUGCGGUACCUGACUGAAGGGCCUUCUGCCUCUAAACUGAGGGAGCUGAAUCUGAGCAACUGCAGCCGCAUCAACGACUUAGCUAUCAUGAGGGUGGCUCAGAAGUAAGGUCAUAUACAGAGCCUUCGGAAAGUACUCAGACCCCUUGACUUUUUCCACAUUUUGUUACGUUACAGCCUUAUUCUAAAAUUGAUUAAAUUGUUUUUUUUCUCUCAUCGAUCUACACACAAUACUCCAUAAUGACAAAUCAAAAAUAUUUUUUCAGAUUCUUUUACAAAAUUAUUACAAAUAAAAAACGGAAAUAUCACAUUUACAUAAGUAUUCAGACCCUUUGUUGGAGCACCUUUGGCAGCGAUUACAGCCUCAAGUCUUCUUGGGUAUGAAGCUACAAGCUUGGCAUACCUGUAUUUGGGGAGUUUCUCCCAUUCUUCUCUGCAGAUCCUCUCAAGAUUUGUCAGGUUGGAAGGGGAGCGUCGCUGCAUAGCUAUUUUCAGGUCUCUCCAGAGAUGUUCAGUCGGGUUCAAGUCAGGGCUCUGGCUGGGCCACUCAAGGACAUUCAGAGACUUGUCCCAAAGCCACUCCUGUGUUGUCUUGGCUGUGUGCUUAGGGUCAUUGUCCUGUUGGAAGGUGAACCUUCGCCCCAGUCUGAGGUCCUGAGUGCUCUGGAGCAGGUUUUCAUCAAGGAUCUCUCUGUACUUUGUUCCAUUCAUCUUUCCCUCGAUCCUGACUAGUUUCCCAGUCCCUACUGCUGAAAAACAUCCCCACAGCACAGGAUGGUGCCAGGUUUUCUCCAGACGUGAUGCUUGGCAUUCAGGCUAAAGAGUUCAAUCUUGGUUUCAUCAGACCAGAGAAUCUAGUUUCUCAUGGUCUGAGAGUCCUUUAGGUGCCUUUUGGCAAACUCCAAGCGGGCUGUCAUGUGCCUUUUACUGACGAGUGGUUCCGUCUGGCUACUCUACCAUAAAGGCCUGAUUGGUGGAGUGCUGCAGAGAUGGUUGUCGUUCUGGAAGGUUCUCCCAUCUCCACAGGGGAACUCUGGAGCUCUGUCAGAGUGACCAUCGGGUUCUUGGUUACCUCCCUGACUAAGGCCCUUCUCCCCCGAUUGCUCAGUUUGGCCGGGUGGCCAGCUCUAGGAAGAGUCUUGGUGGUUCCAAACUUCUUCCAUUUAAGAAUGAUGGAGGCCACUGUGUUCUUGGGGACCUUCAAUGCUGCAGACAUGUUUUGGUACCCUUCCCCAGAUCUGUGCCUCGAAACAGUCCUGUCUUGGAGCUCUACGGACAAUUCCUUCGACCUCAUGGCUUGGUUUUUGCUCUGACAUGCACUGUCAACUGUGGGACCUUAUAUAGACAGAUGUGUGCCUUUCCAAAUCAUGUCCAAUCAAUUCAAUUUACCACAGGUGGACUCCAAUCAAGUUGUAGAAACAUCUCAAGGAUGAUAAAUGGAAACAGGAUGCACCUGAGCUCAAGUCUCAUAGCAAAGGGUCGGAAUACUUAUGUAAAUAAGGUAUUUGUGUUGUUAAUUUUUUUAAAUUUGCAAACAUUUCUAAACACCUGUUUUUGCUCUGUCAUUAUGGGGUAUUGUGAGUAGAUUGAUGAGGAAAAUAUUUUAUUUAAUCCAUUUUACAAUAAGGCUAUAACGUAACAAAAUGUGGAAAAAGUCAAGGGGUUUGAAUACUUUCCGAAUGCACUGUAAACUCACACGCACAUACACACAGACACGCACGCACACACACACACAUGCAUAUAUUACACACUGACAGACUGGCAUGGUGUGUGUGUACAGGUGCAGUAAGCUGAACCACCUGAGUGUGGCUUACUGUGAUAACUUGUCUAAUUCUGGUCUGGAGUGGCUCAGUAGCUGUUCCUCUCUCCUCUCUCUGGACAUCAGUGGCUGCAACAUCAUGGACCAGGUAAUGCUCCCUUACCUUGCCGUGUAUGUGUGUCGUAUUACAGUUAGCUAUCUAAAACACUCCAACAACAUAACUCGUGUUUUCAGGGGCUGAUUGCUCUGGGUGGGAACCCUGGCCUGAAGAAGCUGGUUGCCUCUGAGUGUGUCUGGAUCACUGACAUUGGCAUAGAGGUACUAUGUUUACUUUGUGUUCUGCAGUCUGCACAGUACCUUUUGACUGUCUGUGACCCCUCAUUGAAAGAAUGUUAAAGGAAUUCACUUCUUAAAGUAACGUUCCUUCUCCUCUUCCUCUUCUCCUGCUCUCCCUGUGAAAGCAGAAGUUCUGCAGGCAGGCAAGAGGUCUGGAGUAUAUGGACGUGUCUCACUGUGUAGCUCUGUCUGACCAGGCCAUCAAGGCCCUGUCCUUCUACUGCAGGACUAUAGUCACGUUACGCAUGCCUGGCUGCCCAAAGGUAUAUACACACACACACACACACACACACACAUACACAUACACACACUUACCAAAAUAUCGUGCCUAUUGUCUAUGCACUCCUCCUAUCAGAUGACAGACCUGGCGGUACAGUACCUGACAGUAGGGCGUCACUUCCUGAGAGAGCUGGACGUGAGUGGCUGUGUUCUCCUGACUGAUCGCACACCACGCUUCCUACAGACAGGCUGCCCACAGCUCAACACCAUCAACAUGGUCUACUGCAGGGGAAUAUCCAAGUAAGACACACAUGCACACACUUCAACUGAACAACAUGUCCAGAAGCUAAAGAUGUAACACUGGGAGCACAGUAACGACGUGUGUGUGUGUGUGUGUGUGUGUGUGUGUGUAGGCAGGCGGCUCUGAGGCUCCAGCCCUGUGUUGAGAAGUGGGAGCACAGUAACGAUGACGCCCCCUACUGGUUUGGCUAUGACAGUCUUGGCCAGCUGCUGCAGCCAAUCGGACGACCCGACAAGAUCCAGGACACCUGGGAGGAAGAGGAGCCUGCACCAAGAAACAACAACAAAAAGAGGAAUUCGAUAAAGGCCUGUGGAGAGGACUACGAUUACACAGCAUGA
This is a messenger RNA of Coregonus sp. 'balchen', 5732 nucleotides long. The record is from the annotation of a GenBank genome assembly. NCBI's taxonomy places the organism in Eukaryota, Metazoa, Chordata, Actinopteri, Salmoniformes, Salmonidae.